AACUCCAACAAUAAUGAAUGACACCACUUUUGACAUUCACCAAAACAUUAUAUUAAAACCAAGAUAAUGCUCACCACCCUCUGUGUCAUGUUCUUUUUCUAACUCUCUCUCUCUCUUUCUUCUCACCUUCCUUCUUCUUCUUCUCCUCCUUUUCCAUCUCUAUAUCUUCCAUUUCUCCAAUUUUCUCCUCCCUUAUUGACCUUUGGUCACCACUCUCAAAUACCCAUUUCUCUAUUUUCUGGUUUAAAGGUCUGAAAAAAGGUUGAUAACUCUUUGACUUGAGUUGGUGUUUGAAGCUAAACAAAGGUUUUUGAAACCCAAUUUACAGGUUGAAGCUGAUUUUUCUGGAAAUUUGGGCCAUCUUUAGCGGUGUUUUCCUGAGAAAAGAUGAUGAUGUUUGAUGACAUGGGGUUUUGUGGUGAUUUGGAUAUGUUCUGUGGUACACUUGGGGAAGGGGAUAUUUCUGUGAGGCAAACCGAGCCUGAUUCGGUGGUUGAAGAUGAUUACAGUGAUGAAGAAAUGGAUGUAGACGAGCUUGAGCGUAGGAUGUGGAGGGACAAAAUGCGUCUGAAGCGUUUGAAAGAACAAACCAAGGCUAAAGAAGGGAUCGAUGCUGCAAAGGCAAGGCAGUCUCAAGAACAGGCAAGGAGAAAGAAGAUGUCGAGAGCUCAAGAUGGAAUACUGAAGUACAUGCUGAAAAUGAUGGAGGUUUGUAAGGCACAAGGAUUCGUUUACGGGAUAAUUCCUGAGAAGGGAAAACCAGUGACCGGAGCAUCUGACAAUCUUCGUGAAUGGUGGAAGGAUAAGGUUAGGUUCGAUAGGAACGGUCCGGCUGCCAUAGCCAAAUAUCAAGUGGAUAACGCAAUUCCAGGAAACAGUGACGGCUGCAACUCCAUCGGUCCAACUCCUCAUACCUUACAAGAACUACAGGAUACAACGUUAGGUUCUCUCUUAUCGGCACUUAUGCAGCACUGUGAUCCUCCUCAGAGGCGUUUCCCCUUAGAGAAGGGUAACCCUCCGCCAUGGUGGCCAACCGGGAACGAAGUGUGGUGGCCCCAAAUUGGUUUACCUAAAGAUCAAGGCCCUCCACCUUACAAGAAACCUCAUGACUUGAAAAAAGCAUGGAAGGUUGGUGUUUUAACUGCAGUUAUCAAGCAUAUGUCUCCUGAUAUAGCCAAGAUUCGCAAGCUCGUGAGGCAGUCCAAAUGCCUUCAAGAUAAAAUGACGGCCAAAGAAAGUGCUACCUGGCUGGCCAUCAUCAAUCAAGAGGAGUCCUUAGCUCGAGAGCUUUUUCCUGAGUAUUGUCCUCCGAUGUCUUCUGGUGGAGGCAGCGGUUCUAUGGUCAUCAACGAUUGCAGCGAGUAUGAUGUUGAUGGGGCUGAGGAUGAGUCCAACUUUGACGUGGAGGACCGGAAACCCGAGAAUCUUCAUCCAUCCAAUCUUGGGAUGGAGAGAAUGAGGGGAAUGUUUCCGGUUCAGCAACUUUCUUCACCAAUCAAAGGAGAGGUUGUCACCAACUUGGAUUUCAUUCGGAAGAGGAAGAUCUCUAGCGACUUCAACAUAAUGAUGGAUCACAAAAUCUACACUUGUGAACACCCUCAAUGCCCUUACAACGAAGUUCGCCUUGCUUUUCAAGACAGGCCUUCUAGGGACAAUCAUCAAUUGAAUUGCCCACAUAGAAUCGGUUAUGGCGGCCCUAAUUUUCAUGCUACUGAGGUUAAGCCCGUUAUUUUCCCACAAAGCUUUGUUCAACCCAAUUCUGCAGCUCAGCCUACUAGUCUGGUUCCACCUUCAUUUGAUUUAACCGGACUCGGGGUUUCAGAGGACAGCCAGAAAAUGAUCAGCGACCUCAUGUCAGUCUACGACACAAACAUCACAGGAAACAAGAAUGCAAGUUCAACCAAUUGCAUAGCUGUCGGAAAUCAAAACCUUUCUCAGCACAACAUUCAGCAACAACAACAGGAAAAUUUCUUUUCAGGUCAAGGAAUGGACAUCAUAGGAAACAAGACUGCAAGUUCAACCAAUUGCGUAGCUGUCGGAAAUCAAACCCUUUCUCAGCACAACAUUCAGCAACAACAACAGGAGAAUUUCUUUUCAAGUCAAGGAAUGGUGAUGGAAUCAAACUUCUUUCCUCGCGACGAAAAUCAAUUCGACCGAUUCAAAGCCGUAAACACUACUCCUUUCGAAACCAACCACCACCACAACAACAACACCACCAAUAACACCCAUUUCAUGAUUGGCUCUCCAUGUGAUCUGGCAUCCUUUGAUUUUAGGGAGGACAUUCAACAACUACAAGGAGUAGUAGGAAUGGAUAAUCUUCACAAACAACCAGAUGGUUCAAUAUGGGGCUACAACUGAAAGUAAAACUUGUGUUCCAAUGGCUUUUUUAUUGUGUCAUUAAAAAGGGAUAUAGACACACAAACACACACUCUUAUCAUGUGAAAUCCCUUUGACUCAAAAAUCAAAGGUAGUUUAGUUUACUGCAUUUUUCUUCACAUGCAAUCGUUUAGGUCUAGUCAGGUCUUGUUCUGGUAUGUGGCAAUAAAUCAUGUUGAUGUUAUGUUUCCAUAAUGUAACCAACCAACCAAACCCUCUUGUGUUUUCAUCACUUUCACCUCUAUUAUAUUGUUGUUAUGUACUACUUCUGUGAUAUAAAUAAGAUUUUUGUUAUAAUCA
This is a messenger RNA of Lathyrus oleraceus (garden pea), 2676 nucleotides long. Its product is annotated as protein ETHYLENE INSENSITIVE 3. The coding region runs from base 388 to 2358 and encodes 656 amino acids. Gene Ontology annotation, cellular component: nucleus. Gene Ontology annotation, molecular function: DNA binding; DNA-binding transcription factor activity. The transcript has 2 exons. The record is from RefSeq and is a predicted model, not a curated record. NCBI's taxonomy places the organism in Eukaryota, Viridiplantae, Streptophyta, Magnoliopsida, Fabales, Fabaceae.